UGUCACUUUCACAAAAUAAAAUAAUUCAGUUAACAUUUUUGAAGAUUUUUAUGUUUAAAGGCAAGCAAAAGAAAGCAACAAAACCAAACUUUCAACAAACCACACACAUACUUAUGCAGAUAAAAAAUACUUAUAAAAUGGAUUUUGGCUUAUAAGACCAUAUUAAAUUGUUAAUAUUGUUAAUUAAUACCUAAACUAUAUGUGUUAAAGUAUUAAAAAUGGAACCCAAAACACAAUUACGAAAAUUAAACAUAAUGUAUCAACGGGAACUAGAACACAUUUUAGAUCCCUACGAGCUUUGGAAGAAGUUAAUGUGUGUCAUACCAAAAACAUUAUGCCCUGAUCCAACAAAAGCAAACGUAUCCAGGAUAAAUCCACCAAAAUACAACACAGAACACUUUAGAAUAAUCGAAAACGUGUCAAACAAAACGGGCCGAUCAUGCACGAACAUCCUGUUCGAGGAAUGGGGCACGUCAGGCCGAGUGUUGCCUACCCUGGGCCACUUGUUGCAUCUACUAGUAAACGCCGAACUUUACCGAGCGGCCGACUAUCUUUCGGAUAUAAUCGGUUGCCAGAAACCGAACCGGCCUCAAAGUGGACCGGCAGCUUACGUAUCCACUGAUAUAAGCGAUUUUAAUAAGAUUGACAAUAGCAAGGAUGGUAUUUCCCUCAGUGAAAAUAAUACGGAUAUGAAAAGUGAAGUUGUUUAUGGGACAAAAAGUGAAUUGAUUCCGGAAUUGAAUAUGCUUUUGCAGCAAAGUACUAUUGAUAAUGUAACCUUGGAGUCAACUCAAGAUUCAAAUACUUCUUUCAAUAACAAUGCAACUCAAAAUACAACAAAUUCUUCCAAUAAUAACUCCGAAAAUGAAUUAUCACAACUAGGCAUUCCCAAUUUAAGUAUAUUAAGACAUUCCGCAGAACAAUUAACUAAUACUUCAGAAGAAAUGUCAGAUAAUUGUCCAAACCUCUCUAUUUUCAACAAACAAGAUUCUUCCAGCCCGGCAAUUUCACUACCGAACUUAUCAGUAUUCCAGAAGAAAGAGAAAUCGUUAUCAUCGCCAUCCUUAAGCUUUAACAAGUGUCCUUCUCCUCUUCCAAAUUUAUCUUUGAACACAUCACUACCCCACUUUUCUUACCCUGAAUUGGAAGAUGCCACGAAUGAUUUUCACGACGAACCAUUUUCUGCUGAAGAUAACGAAGGGAGAUUAUUAGGCAAAGGCGCCUUUGGUUCGGUUUAUUACGCUCUAGACCUACUAGAUCGACCUGUAGCUGUCAAAAGAUUAAUCCUAGACGACUUUGACAGUGCUAACAUGACCAUAAUCACAAAGCAAUUCUGCAAAGAGGUCGAAAGCCUCGGACGCUUCAAACAUGACAAUCUGUUAACUUUGCUGGGCUUCUCUUGCGACGGUCCCACUUAUUGUUUAGUCUAUGAAUAUAUCUCCGGUGGUUCCCUGAAAGACAGACUGCGAUCGAAAGAAAACAGACUCAUUUGGACUGAUAGGUUGUAUAUUGCUUUUGGAACAGCCAAGGCGGCUGCCUAUCUUCAUACUGUUUUCAAUGUUAUACACCGGGAUAUCAAGAGUGCCAACAUUUUGUUAGAUCCUAAUAACAAACCAAAGUUGGGCGAUUUUGGUUUGAUCAGAAAUAUUAACCAGAAUACGAUUACUUUCACGCAACCUAUCGGUACUUCUUCGUAUAUGCCAACGGAAGCUUUUCGGGGUGAAAUAUCUCACAAAUGGGACACUUACAGUUUUGGUAAAGUCUUGCUGGAACUUCUAACAGCGUUGCCAGUUUUCGACCAAGAACGUUCGGAAGCCGAUUUGGGAGAUUAUGUGGAGGAAGAAUUUGAUAAGGGCGCCGAAAAAUGUGCGGGCAAAUUGUUGGAUAAAACUGCGGGGUCGUGGUCCGUAAACAAUUUCAGUUUUGCCGAGGAUUUGUUUAAGAUUGCCCUGAAGUGUUUGGAGGAUAAAAAGAAGAGGCCUUCGAUGGUUGAAGUGACAGAGUCCCUAAGUGAUCUUUUAGAAAAAGUUUAAAUUAGUGAGUAGGGUCUUCCUUUAAGUUAAUUUUUGGCUUUAUAUAUUUAUAUUAAACGCAUAUUUUGUUUAUU
Molecule: messenger RNA, 2107 nt
Organism: Brassicogethes aeneus
Lineage: Eukaryota; Metazoa; Arthropoda; Insecta; Coleoptera; Nitidulidae
Source: the annotation of a GenBank genome assembly